Xenopus laevis (African clawed frog) is the source of this 1785-nucleotide messenger RNA. RefSeq names its product testis-expressed protein 47. The coding region runs from base 383 to 1138 and encodes 251 amino acids. The transcript has 7 exons. The record is from RefSeq and is a predicted model, not a curated record. Lineage: Eukaryota; Metazoa; Chordata; Amphibia; Anura; Pipidae.
UAGUCACUGGGACAACAAGAAACUGGAAAGACCAAAGAAUUAAAUCCAAGCCUGGCCCUCAAAUUCGGUUACCAGGCUACCACAAUGCUUUUGUAAAUAGAAACAGCUAGUUACAAAGCUGCUCCGAUCUCUUCCUCAAAUCCACUUACUUUCUAAUUAGAAAGCUCUAUCCCAUAGCCUUCUAAAAUAUAUUUAAAUAUUUUACUCAGAUUUUUUUGGGGGGAAUGUCAUCAUUAUUGAUUUCCUCUUUUUAAAAUUUAAUUAUUUUGAAUAUUUUUUGAAAGAGGUUAAGACGUAAAACUUUUCUUAGAUUUUGUUUUUUCAUCCCUAAUGGUUUGAAGUUAAAUAUUGUUUGAUCGCCAGUAUUGUUCGUUGGUAUGGAAUGGAGGAUUAUGGGAGAGCCAGAGAGACACCAUGGAAAUCAGAACCAACACCGGAAAAGAAUGGAAGCAGCUAUUUCCACCAGCUGCUGAACAAGCGUGUAGUGAUGAGUGCCAGAGAGGAUGUGAAAUGUCUUCUUCAUCGUUUGAUCUUUGUCUCCAAACUGUCUCCAGAUCUGGCAGAUAAGAGGGACCUUGGAGAUUACUGGGAAGGUCAAUUCCAGCGUUACAGUCAAGGAGAAGCCGUCACUGGUCUCCUGUUACUGUAUCCUUCAUAUACAAUACAUGUGCUAGAGUCCAGCAGUGAAGUCCUGUACUGUGUUCUCCACGAACUUACACGGAUGAAGAAACAAGGAGGCAGGGCUCUGGUUUUGGACCCCAAAAUCCUGGUGAUGUCUCACAAUAUUCCCAACCGACUGUUUAACCAGUGGUGCUACAAAGUAUUAAACGUCCCAGGUCAGCACCUGGCUGACAAGUACAACGAGUCGUCCACGGACAGUGUUAUCAGUGAGUGUCUGAGCAAACUGCUACAGAUCGGAAAGCACCUCACUAAGUAUCCCAAGGGCUCAAAGAACAUCCCAGACUCAGUGUUUGAGAAGGUGCCAGAGUUGAUUGUCCCACAGGCUUCCAUCUACCACCUCCUGAACUGCAAAGAGCUUCUCACUCCUGACCAGUUCCUGCAGGUCUACGGCUCACCUCUUAACAUUCUCUUAGAUUCUGGACAUGUGUUUGGGAGUAUAAACCAGAGCACAGUGUAGGCUUCUAUGAGCCAGUGAAGGUACAGUAUUGUAUGGAAGUCCAGUCAUUCCUGCAUGUUAUUUUCCCAUCUCCACUCUACUUUUGCCCUAUGGGGCUACAUCUUCCCUCACUACCAACGCGAUCCUCGCCUCUGCUAGCUUGCUUUUAGUGGAAUGUGUAAGUAGCUUGUUGGACUGACUUCAUGAAUGUGCAUGCUUCUAGAUGUAGUAAUUAACAUCUAAUUUCCUCUUAUGUGUUAAGUAUUCAAUGUGUGCACUGUGGCCGAGUAGAGGGUGUAGAGACCGUCCAUGUCAUGUGCCACUAUAAAAGGUAUUUCACUGUAUGAUGCCCAUACAAGUGCAGGCAUCCUCAAGAGAUCAUUUUGGCAUCCACUGUACUCCUCCGAAACUGUUGCAAGAAAAAAAAUAAAGGGUCAUUUUGUAAGUGGGGGGAAAAUAUUAUACUUAUAUUCUGCCAAUAUUCCUUUAAAUACAUUUCCUGCCAAAUAACCAGAAGCUGUCUAUCAGCUGGGAUGGAAGCAAACAUAUAAACUCUUCCUUCUCUCCCUCAGAUUGUAAGAGAAUAAUUUGGGGUUUAGAAGAGAGACAGUGGGGGUCAUUUAUCAACUCUGGGCAAAUUUGCACUUGGGCAGUAACCCAUGGCAACC